Morus notabilis is the source of this 1680-nucleotide messenger RNA. Its product is annotated as probable trehalose-phosphate phosphatase D. The record is from RefSeq and is a predicted model, not a curated record. Gene Ontology annotation, molecular function: trehalose-phosphatase activity. The transcript is spliced from 11 exons. Gene Ontology annotation, biological process: trehalose biosynthetic process. Bases 252 to 1355 code for a protein of 367 amino acids. NCBI's taxonomy places the organism in Eukaryota, Viridiplantae, Streptophyta, Magnoliopsida, Rosales, Moraceae.
ACUGAGAGACCUUACUUAGUGCGCGUGUGAUUUUCAACCCUUUUUUUUCCCCCUUUUUCUCUUAAGGCCUUUCGUUAUAUAAAUAAAACCCCCUCCCUUCUCUCAAACAACCCACUUCUCUCUCUCUCUCUCUCUCUCCAUACAACCAAAGCACAUAUUUGCCAUCUCUGUUUUCUUCUUCACGACUCUGUUUUUUUUCCCCCCCUCUUCUCUUGAUCACCACUCUGUUCAUACAUACACCAGACAACAACAUGACAAACCAGAAUGUGGUUGUUUCGGACGCAAAAGGCUUGGCAAUUGCCGUGGCCGUAGCGAACCAGUCCUUAUUCUCUUCCGCGCCAGGCGGGUGUAUCACCAUUUCUCGGAACAAGCUUCAGAGACUCGAAACCGGCGGCGGUGGAGCUAGGAUCAGCGCCUGGGUCGAUUCCAUGAGAGCUUCUUCUCCUCCGCGUACCACCAAAUCCAUUACUUCCUCUAAUCUUAUUUCCCAAGACGAAGAAAAAAGCUCUUGGACGCUUCGACACCCGUCGGCGUUGAGCAUGUUCGAGCAGAUAACAAAUGCUUCGAAGGGAAAGCAGAUUGUGAUGUUUCUUGACUACGAUGGUACUCUUUCUCCCAUUGUUGAAGACCCUGAUCGAGCUUACAUGUCCAAUGAGAUGAGAAAAGCUGUGAGGGCAGUUGCUAGAUAUUUCCCAACCGCCAUAGUGAGCGGAAGAUGCAGAGACAAGGUUUAUAGCUUUGUGAGAUUAGCAGAGCUUUACUACGCAGGCAGCCAUGGAAUGGAUAUCAAGGGUCCGUCAAAAUGUAGCAAAUACAAAAACGGUAAUGAGUCAGUCCUAUGUCAACCGGCCACGGAAUUCCUGCCCAUGGUCGAUGAGGUGUACAAAAUUUUGUUGGAGAAGACAAAAUCCAUCCCAGGCUCCAGGGUGGAGCACAACAAGUUCUGUAUAUCCGUACACUUCCGUUGCGUUGACGAGAAGAGUUGGGCUGCUUUGGCUGAGCAAGUUAGAUUGGUGAUCAAUGAAUAUCCGAAACUUAGAUUGACUCAAGGGAGGAAGGUACUAGAGAUAAGGCCAACCAUCAAAUGGGACAAGGGCAAAGCCCUCGAGUUCUUACUAGAAUCACUAGGAUAUGCCAAUUCUAAUGAAGUGUUGCCCGUAUACAUUGGAGAUGAUCGAACCGAUGAGGAUGCGUUCAAGGUUCUGCGCGAGAGAGGACAAGGAUUUGGAAUCCUUGUUUCUAAAGUUCCAAAGGAAACGAGUGCAUCUUAUUCUUUGCAAGAACCAUCCGAGGUUAAAAACUUUUUGAGGAGGUUGGUGAAGUGGAAAAGAUUGUCUAUGCGGAGAGAAUAUUAAAUUUAGAUCGGAUGUACGAGACACAAAGAAAGUGAAGUGCACCCCAAAAUUUUGUCAAGGGUGUAUCCAAGUUGUGUAAUAUUGUUUCUAAUCUUGUUGUGAUUAUAAAUGAUUUUACAUGAGAGAGACAAUUCCAAAAAAUUUGAAAAUUGUUCGAGUAUUUCUUCUCUUUGACUAGCUUCUCUCAUGUUAUUCAAUUGUUCACGUGCCUGCAUGGCCAAUAUUGUCCGAACUCAAAUUAAGCGUUUUCCUGUACGUUGUAAAAUCAUGUACUAUUCGGAAAUACCAAUUUAUAACAAAACCAACUAAUAAUCUAAAUUGCAUA